This is a messenger RNA of Danio aesculapii, 2211 nucleotides long. It is a transcript of the gene grk5, whose product is annotated as G protein-coupled receptor kinase 5. Gene Ontology annotation, biological process: signal transduction; regulation of signal transduction; protein phosphorylation. The record is from RefSeq and is a predicted model, not a curated record. The transcript has 16 exons. The coding region runs from base 204 to 1973 and encodes 589 amino acids. Gene Ontology annotation, cellular component: cytoplasm. Lineage: Eukaryota; Metazoa; Chordata; Actinopteri; Cypriniformes; Danionidae. Gene Ontology annotation, molecular function: ATP binding; G protein-coupled receptor kinase activity.
UCUGACAGCAUCUAGAUUAUAUUUAAAACACUCAGGGAUGUACAUUUCCUUUAGAACAGAGUGCAAAUAAUAAGUGCCUCACUAAAUGCGUAAUAACAAUUCAAUGUACAUUAGGAACUAAGGAGGAAAAUCAGUAAUAAAGGAAACAGUAUUUAAUGCAGAUUUUCUAUCUCGGCUGACUUUUAUUUGCUGACACUGCAGAAAUGGAGAUCGAAACAAUGGCAGCGAAUUGUGCGCUCUUAAAAGCAAGAGAUGCAGGUAAUGCAUACCGCAAAGGAAGGAGUCGGAAGUGGAAGGAGAUUCUGCGUUUCCCUCACAUAAACGAGUGCAAAGAGCUGGAGAACAGCAUUGAGCGAGAUUAUUACAGCCUGUGUGUGAAUCAGCCCAUUGGAAAACAACUCUUCAUGCUUUUCUGUGCUACUAAAUUUGAGCUGCAGCAUUUAAUUGACCUCUUGGAUGAAAUGGCGAAAUAUGAGGUCACGACUGAUGACCUGAAAAAAACGUCUCGUGAGAAACUCAUCAAUAAAUUUAAAACCUCACAGUCCCCUAAGGUGCGAGAGAUGGUUCACGAAGAAAUGCAGAAGUGCAACUGGAACAUGGAAAACUUCAUCAGCAACUGCCAAAGUGCGCUUCAUGAGUAUCUGAGUGAAGCUCCAUUCUCAGAGUAUCAGAAAAGCAUGUACUUUGACCGAUUCCUGCAGUGGAAGAUGGUGGAGAGACGUCCAGUCACUCAAGACACUUUUCGAGAAUACAGGAUUUUGGGAAAAGGUGGUUUUGGAGAGGUAUGUGCAUGUCAGUCCCGAGCAUCGGGGAAGAUGUACGCAUGCAAGAAACUGGUGAAGAAACGGGUUAAAAAGCAAGGAGGGGAAAAAAUGGUCCUCAAAGAGAAACAGAUUCUGGAACGGGUCAACAGCAGAUUCGUGGUGAGUUUAGCCUACACUUAUGAGACCAAAGAUUCUCUCUGUCUGGUGCUGACUGUGAUGGACGGAGGAGACCUGGGCUUUCACAUCUAUAAAAUGGGCAACGAAAAACUGGACAAAAACAGAAUCCAGUUUUACGCCGCUGAGGUCCUGUGCGGUCUGGACCAUCUUCAUAAACACUCCGUCGUUUACAGGGAUUUGAAGCCAGAGAACAUUCUGCUGGACUAUGAAGGUCACAUUCGCAUAUCUGACUUAGGAUUAGCCGAGAUCUUGCCAGAAAACAAACUUGUGAAUGGCAGAGUUGGAACAGCAGGAUACAUGGCUCCAGAAGUGGUCGCCGGCACGAGCUACGGUGUAAGUGUGGACUGGUGGGGACUCGGGUGUCUGAUCUACGAGAUGACGGCUAAAAAACCUCCGUUUCGUAACCACAAGGAACAGGUAUCGAAAAAGGACCUGAACCAAAGAAUCCUGGAGAAGGCGGAGCUGUAUGGCAAGAUGUUCGAUGAGGAAACACAAGACAUCUGCAAAAACCUCCUGGGUAAAAACCCAAAGGAAAGGCUGGGCUGCAGAUCUGGCCAGGGAGCAGAAGUCAUCAAGAGUCACCAGUUCUUUAAAAACAUCAACUUCACAUUACUGGAGGCAGGAAUGACGAGGCCUCCCUUCAUUCCUGAUCCGAGAGCCAUUUACUGUGAUGAUGUGAGCGACAUCGAUCAGUUCGCUGCGGUUAAAGGAGUCACUCUUGGUCAGACCGAUGAGGAUUUCUACGCAGAGUUCAACACGGGCUGCGUUACUGUGCCCUGGCAGACUGAGAUGAUCGAGACCGAGUGUUUCAAGGACCUGAAUGUGUUCGGGCAGGGCGGGAGUAGGUCACCGGAUCUGGACCGCAGUGCACCGAUCCAGCCCACUUACUCCGAGACACAGUCCAGCAGCCUGAAAAUUCAGUCGCAGCCCCUCAGUCGAAGCCGGCUACUGGGCAAAAUCUUCAGACGCCCCAAGGACGAGCCAGCAGAACCCAUUUUUCGCAAAUCCAGCCCGUGUUAUGAAAAGCUGUGAGAGAGGACUGCACUACACAAAUCCUGUCCGUUUUUUAACUCAUAUUCUAUCCAUUUCUCACCUUUGUUGUUAGACAUGACGGCUUAUGUUACUGUUUAAAUGCUAUUGGAGCCCUUCAAUACCUUACUCACAAACCCUACUGUCUUUUAUUAUUAUUAUUAUGACAUAUGACCAAAGCUGAUGUAAGAUGUUUUGUAUGCUCAAUUUGUAAAUAAAAGAAAACCCAGUGUGUCUUGUA